CAGUUCAUAUCUGGCUUAAAUUUGUAAUUUGUAAAUUAAAUUUGUAACUUCAAAGAUUCCAAAUAAGGGGAGGAAAUAACUAACUAGGAAUUUAUUUUUUGUGUGUUUCAGGAUUGUCCAACUUACAGGAGCAAUAUUUUCAUACACUAUGAACCUAGAAACAGAAACAUUUUGCCAAGAAUACCUAGCACAUAAAGGUACAGUAGUAAAACCAUAUUACUGGCUAACAGUGAGCCAAAGCUGUGUCAAGUGCCCCUAUCACAUAAAAACAGGUGAAGAAGCAAGAGUUCCUUAUGUAGAAUUUCAUAAUGCCUUUGGAUUCCCAUACAGAUCAAUGCCUUCCCAUAAUAAACACCUUCUAUUUUAUGAAUUGAGGCAUUCAUCAGGGAAAUUAAUUCAAAAAGGCCAUGCUACAAAUUGCACAGAGUACAACAUUCAUCCAGAAUCAAUGUUAUUUGAAAUAGGCGGUUAUCUAGAUUCAGUUGUGCACAAUUAUGAGAAUGCUGGAUACAUAAUUAUUUAUUCAAACUACUCACCUUGUAACGAGGCAGAGCAUGGCUGCAUAAGCAAAAUGUACAACUUCCUGAUGAAGUAUCAAGACAUUACACUCUGCAUUUAUUUUGCACAGCUGUACCACACAGAGGAGGAUUUCCCAGUAUCCACAUGGAACUGUGAAGCUCUGCAAAGCCUGGCUAGCAUGUGGCCUCAGGUGACAUUGAGCCCACUGUGUGGUGGACUUUGGCAUUCCCUCCUAAACAGUUUUGUGACUAAUAUAUCACACCCAAGUCUCCAUCAUCCAAUUUUGCCUGCAAGAGUAUGGGCUGACAGACAAAAUGCACAACAAAUUAGCAGCAUUACAGGAAUGAAAUUUCCUUUUAUGAAGACCCUGCCUCAGCCAGGCUAUGGACACUCAACUGUUCUGCCAUCUCUGCAAAAGUACUUUUUGCCCAGUUCAGACUCUCAGCAUCCAGCACCAAUGAUGAAUGGUAGAUUGCUCCCUCUGGGGAUACCACCCCCCCACUCAACACCUCCCAUUGAUGUUUUUUCCAGUUUUAGAAAGCAGCCACUAUACCCUCAACCUAAAAAUAUUGUCAGACACUUAAAAAUGCCAGAUAAGUCAUUAAGCAAAGCUAAACGUUUGCAAGUAAUUCCAAACGGAAGAUCUGUUUACAUGGAAAGAAUUACUGAACGAGUUUAAAGUAUCAAGUCUAAAGAGCAUGAACUGCACAGAAACCGGAUCCAAUUCACCUCAUUCAAAAAUUGAAUGCAGGGCUGACAAUUCACUCGGCAUGUAAGCAGCUCAAAUGCUUAUACACAUGUUUUUCAUAUGUACUGUGGCUAUUAUGCCAGCAUAGGAAACACCACUCAAGCAGCUGAAUGAAGAGACUAAGGCAAUCCUGCUAGUCAGUGUGGCUACUGGACAGCGUCAUCCUCCAUUUUCUGUUAGAGUAUUAAGACAACUUUUCAUCUUCAGGAUAUUUCCUUUAUAAUAAUUAUUUUGUA
Molecule: messenger RNA, 1503 nt
Organism: Podarcis muralis (Common wall lizard)
Lineage: Eukaryota; Metazoa; Chordata; Lepidosauria; Squamata; Lacertidae
Gene: APOBEC4
Product: apolipoprotein B mRNA editing enzyme catalytic polypeptide like 4
Source: RefSeq, a predicted model, not a curated record